AUGUAUCGAGGGAUUUUACCCGAUAGAAUAACCUUUAAUAUAUUAAUAGAUUCACAUUGUAAAGAUGGUAUGAUGGAAGAUGCUUGGGGGUUAUUCAUAUUGAUGGACAAGUUAAACAUCCCACCUGAUCAUAUUACCUAUAAUUCAAUGAUGCAUGGUCUAUGUUUGGUAGGUCGGCUGCAAGAAGCGAUUGAACAAUUUGACUCGAUGGCGGAUAGGGGCCUGGAGCCAGAUGAGUUCCACUACAAUGCGUUACUCGACGGGUAUGGCAAGAAGCAUAAAAUGGAUGAAGCUAUGCAGCUAUUCAAGAAAAUGAAACAAAAUGGAUCGAAACCCACAACAUUUACUUACACUACACUAUUAGCAGGGCUAUACCGAGAUGGAAGAAUGAAGACAGCAAAGAAUUUGUUUAAUGAGAUGCAAGCUUUUGGUCAAUCUCCAGAUGAAGUUGUGUGUAAUGCGGUGUUGAAUGGAUUAUGCAAGAACGGAAAAAUGGAGGAAGCAAUAGAAUUGUUUGAAUCCUUGGAGAGUAUUGGUGUCUCAGCUAAUAUAGAAAUGUACUAUAUUCUUAUUAGCGGUUUUUGUCACGUUGGCAAGCUGGAAGAUGCAAGAAGACAUUUUAAUGAUAUCCCAAGAAAAGGAUUGGUGCCUAAUGUAGUAACAUAUACUGCAAUGAUUACAGGCCUAUUUCGUAACAAGAUGUUACUAGAGGAACAUAUUAAUUAA
Molecule: messenger RNA, 726 nt
Organism: Papaver somniferum (opium poppy)
Lineage: Eukaryota; Viridiplantae; Streptophyta; Magnoliopsida; Ranunculales; Papaveraceae
Product: pentatricopeptide repeat-containing protein At1g62680, mitochondrial-like
Exons: 1
Coding region: 1-726 (241 amino acids)
Molecular function (GO): protein binding
Source: RefSeq, a predicted model, not a curated record